Messenger RNA from Closterium sp. Yama58-4, 4860 nucleotides. The record is from the annotation of a GenBank genome assembly. NCBI's taxonomy places the organism in Eukaryota, Viridiplantae, Streptophyta, Zygnematophyceae, Desmidiales, Closteriaceae.
AUGUGCAGCAUCCACCACUGUAUUGGCGAUGGCGUGUCGCUCAUGUCUCUCCUGCUGGCCUGCACUCGCCGCACCGACAACCCCGCACUCCUGCCCACCCUCCCCACCGUCAAGUGCCAGACUCGCCCCCAGCCCACCAGUGCAGGCUCCCCGCUCAGCAGUGCAGGCUCCCCGCCCAGCAGUGCAGGCUCCCCGCUCAGCAGUGCAGGCUCCCCGCCCAGCAGUGGAGGCUCCCCGCCCAGCAGUGCAGGCUCCCCGCCCAGCAGUGCAGGCUCCCCGCCCAGCAGUGCAGGCUCCCCGCCCAGCAGUGCAGGCUCCCCGCCCAGCAGUGCAGGCUCCCCGCCCAGCAGUGCAGGCUCCCCGCCCAGCAGUGCAGGCUCCCCGCCCAGCAGUGGCAUUACAGCGGCAGUGGUGGAGGAGAGUGAGGAGCUUCGGAAGCAGCUUGGUGACGCAGGAGUGGUGGUGGUGUUGUUAAACACGCUGUGGCACGUGUCAACGUUCAUGGCUGUGCUGCUGUGGCGCGCUGAUACUGCCACGUGUAUCAAGAUGAAGCCUGGGAGUGUUGGCAUGCGGUUGAAGGCGGUGAAAGGGGGAACAGGGAGCGGUGCAGUGCGGCAGCAGCCGGAUGAGGGGAGAGGGGAGGUGCAGACUGGGGGAGGGGGAACUGGGGGAGGGGAUGCUGGGGGAGGGGAUGGGAGCGGAGAGGGUGGAGAUGGAGGAGGGGGGAGGUUUGUGUUUGGAGUGAGUGGGCCGAUGAGCCUGACGGACAUUUCAAGGGUUAGGCGAGCGUUUGGUGCGACAAUCAACGAUGUGAUGGUGACGGUUGUCUCAGGGGGGCUUGAUCGCUACCUGCGCCACCACCACGAGCAGCAGGCACAGAGAGCAGGUGAGAGGGAGCUGAGCAUGCCACCGCCUGCAUCUCCCAACCUUCCUUUCCUCACCUCUCCAUCCUCUCCCAACCUUCCUUUCCUCACCUCUCCAUCCUCUCCCAACCUUCCUUUCCUCACCUCUCCAUCCUCUCCCAACCUUCCUUUCCUCACCUCUCCAUCCUCUCCCAACCUUCCUUUCCUCACCUCUCCAUCCUCUCCCAACCUUCCUUUCCUCACCUCUCCAUCCUCUCCCAACCUUCCUUUCCUCACCUCUCCAUCCUCUCCCAACCUUCCUUUCCUCACCUCUCCAUCCUCUCCCAACCUUCCUUUCCUCACCUCUCCAUCCUCUCCCAACCUUCCUUUCCUCACCUCUCCAUCCUCUCCCAACCUUCCUUUCCUCACCUCUCCAUCCUCUCCCAACCUUCCUUUCCUCACCUCUCCAUCCUCUCCCAACCUUCCUUUCCUCACCUCUCCAUCCUCUCCCAACCUUCCUUUCCUCACCUCUCCAUCCUCUCCCAACCUUCCUUUCCUCACCUCUCCAUCCUCUCCCAACCUUCCUUUCCUCACCUCUCCAUCCUCUCCCAACCUUCCUUUCCUCACCUCUCCAUCCUCUCCCAACCUUCCUUUCCUCACCUCUCCAUCCUCUCCCAACCUUCCUUUCCUCACCUCUCCAUCCUCUCCCAACCUUCCUUUCCUCACCUCUCCAUCCUCUCCCAACCUUCCUUUCCUCACCUCUCCAUCCUCUCCCAACCUUCCUUUCCUCACCUCUCCAUCCUCUCCCAACCUUCCUUUCCUCACCUCUCCAUCCUCUCCCAACCUUCCUUUCCUCACCUCUCCAUCCUCUCCCAACCUUCCUUUCCUCACCUCUCCAUCCUCUCCCAACCUUCCUUUCCUCACCUCUCCAUCCUCUCCCAACCUUCCUUUCCUCACCUCUCCAUCCUCUCCCAACCUUCCUUUCCUCACCUCUCCAUCCUCUCCCAACCUUCCUUUCCUCACCUCUCCAUCCUCUCCCAACCUUCCUUUCCUCACCUCUCCAUCCUCUCCCAACCUUCCUUUCCUCACCUCUCCAUCCUCUCCCAACCUUCCUUUCCUCACCUCUCCAUCAUCUCCCUCUUUCCAAACUCCCUCACUCCACUACCUUCUCCCUUUGCCAUCUCUCUCACCUCCCUACCAUCUCCCACUUCCAACGCCCUCAGCCCCCUACCCUCCUGCCCCAGUUGCCACCUCCCCGCUACCCGCCACUGUUCGCCUCAACGCUGUCUGUGUUGUCAACAUCCGCCCUGCGCCUGGACUUCAGGAAAUGUCCUUUAUGCUUGCAGGCCGCUCCAAGGCUCGCUGGGGCAACUGCAUCGGGACCCUCCUGCUGCCGCUGCCCGUGCACUCGCCCGCACUCACCAAAGGCCUGCAGGCUGACAGCAGUGACAGCAAGGGCAGCGAAGAAGGGGAUGCAGCAGGGGAGGUGGAGCAGCGGCGGCUGCGCAUGGUGGCGAGCAUGUGUGCAUCCAAGCGGCAAUCCCUGGAGGCUCAUUGCAACUAUGCCAAUGGCAGGCUUGUGCUGGCUGCUGCUGGCAUGAAGGCAGCGUGCACCCUGAUGGACCGCAUGUGCAGCCCGACGACCCUCACCCUGUCCAACAUGAUGGGGCCCGUGGAGGAGGUCAGCCUGGGGGGGCAUGCCAUCGAGCGCAUCAGCCCCACUGUUUUGGGGCAGCCGCAUGCACUCACUAUGCACUUUCAGACGUACAACGGGGCAGCACACAUAGUCCUCACAGCCUUGAGGGAGAAUGUGCCGGAUCCAGCCCUCCUCAUGCGCUGCUGUGAAGACGCCUUUGCUGCUCUCCAGGCAUCGCUUCCGCCGGUGAAGGUCAAGUUCAAGGGAGACGACUUAGACGCGUCAUUGCAACUGAAAGAGCCGAGCCGCGAUGCCGAGCCGCUGUCACCAACGGCUCGUUUUUUUCUUUCCGACGAGUUCUACACGACUGUCCUGUGCGCGCUGGAGUUUAAGGACCGCAUGGAGAUCGGCGAGCUCAGAACGAUUCUCUCGGAUACCCUUUUGAAGCAUCCUCGCUUUCACAGUCGCAUGGAGCACCGUGGCCGUUGCAAGGGCGGCGAUCAGGUGUGGGUGCGGACGACCGUUGACAUGGCCUACCACGUCGUGGAAGGCACACAGCCCGACGGAUGUGACAAUAACGAAGUCGGCGCGAAACCCUCCAUCGCGAAAACGGAUGAAUGCGACAGUAGCGCGGAAAAAGCGCACGAGGAAGGAGCUGCUUCAAGACUGACGGAAUCGGAAGGAGGUGCAAGGCCAGCGGCAGGAGCAACAAGCUCGAGUGGGAAUUCGGCGUGCUACGAGGCGGGGAGCAUGGAGUGGCACAUGCGGCGCCUGCAGCACCACCCGCCUUUUGACGCCUCCCGCCCUCUCUGGCGCGUGCACCUUGUGCCUCUGCCCCAUGGCCGCUCCGCUGCUCUCUUCCGCAUCCACCACUCGAUGGGCGACGGCGUGUCGCUCAUGUCUCUCCUGCUGGCCUGCACUCGCCGCACCGACAACCCCGCGCUCCUGCCCACGCUCCCCACCGCCAAGCGCCAGACCCACCCCCGGCCCAGCGGUGGCGCUGCAGCGGCAGUGGUGGAGGAGAGUGAGGAGCUGAGGAAGCAGCUGGGAGACUCGGGUGGGCCUGAGGAGGAGGAACAGUUAAAGCAGUUAAAGCCUGGGCAGGCGCACAUGCCAUCUGCAGCGUCAGCAUUUACGCUUGACUCGAUGACCGCAUCUCCUUUCAACCCAGACCCAGUUGGGCAGGCAGGAACGGAAGCAGCAGUACCCGCAGAAGGGGUUACAGCAGAUGCGGGUAGGAAUGGGAGUGCGGAUGCGGGUGGUGGGGUUGCCUUGGAGAAAGGGGCAGGGGCGUUGAUAGCUGUGCUGGGCAACACGCUGUGGCACGUGUCAACGUUCAUGGCUGUGCUGCUGUGGCGCGCUGAUACUGCCACGUGUAUCAAGAUGAAGCCGCAGAAUAGUGGUGCACAGAAGAAGGCGGGAAAAGGAGGAAUGGGGAGCAGUGCCGUGCUGCAGCAGCCGAACGAGGGGAGAGGGGAGGUGCAGACUGGGGCAGGGGAUGCUGCUGGAGGAGGGGAUGCUGUGAUGGGGGAUGGGAGUGGAGAUGGAGGAGGGGGGAGGUUUGUGUUUGGAGUGAGUGGGCCGAUGAGCCUGACAGACAUUUCACGGGUCAGGCGAGCCUUUGGAGCGACAAUCAACGAUGUGAUGGUGACGGUCAUCUCAGGGGGGCUUGACCGCUACCUGCGCCACCACCAUGGCAAGGCAGAGCGAGCAGCAGAAAAGCCUGCUCCAGUUGCCACCUCUCCGCUACCCGCCACUGUUCGCCUCAACGCUGUCUGUGUUGUCAACAUUCGCCCAGCACCUGGACUUCAGGAAAUAUCCUCCAUGCUUGCUGGCCGAUCCAAAGCACGGUGGGGCAACUGUCUGGGAACCUUCCUGCUGCCGCUGCCUGUGCACUCGCCCGCACUCACCAAAGGCCUGCAGACUAAGAAUGGCACCGGCGACGGGCAACUGGUGAAGAGCAAAGACGGGGAUGCAGCGGGGGAGGUGGAGCAGCGGCGGAUGCGCCUGGUGGCGAGCAUGUGUGCGUCCAAGCGGCAAUCCCUGGAGGCUCACUAUAACUAUGUCAAUGCUCGGCUUGUUCUCGCCACUGCCGGCAUGAAGGCAGCAUGCACCCUGAUGGGGCGCAUGUGCAGCCAGACGACCAUUGCCUUCUCCAACAUGAUGGGGCCCGUGGAGGAGGUCAGCCUGGGGGGGCAUGUGAUCGAGCGCAUCAGCCCUACAGUUUUGGGACAGCCGCAGGCCCUCACGCUGCAUUUCCAGACGUACAAUGGGGCGGCACACAUAGUGCUAUCGGGCCUGAGGGAGAAUGUGCCGGAUCCAGCCUUCCUCAUGCGCUGCUGUGAAGACGCCUUCGCUGCUCUGCAGGCAUCAGUGCACUGA